Molecule: messenger RNA, 1692 nt
Organism: Hypoxylon trugodes
Lineage: Eukaryota; Fungi; Ascomycota; Sordariomycetes; Xylariales; Hypoxylaceae
Product: MFS general substrate transporter
Exons: 4
Coding region: 1-1692 (563 amino acids)
Biological process (GO): transmembrane transport
Molecular function (GO): transmembrane transporter activity
Source: RefSeq, a predicted model, not a curated record
AUGGCUUCCGUUCAGGUCCAAAGAGAAGAAGCUUCUUCGCAAGCUGACGAGUCAAUAUCCCCAGUACAGGGCACCACCGUAGAGAUAACGGUGACAACACAUUCUUCAACUUCACGAAGCGAAACUAAGCAAAUCACAUCACAAGAGUCGCACGAUGAAGUAGUGUUGGUACAAGGGAAUAGGUCCAUCAUUAUCCUAACCGAACGUGAUUGUCCUGAAAUUCUCGCGUCAGCCUGGCCAAACUGGAAGAAAUGGAUGACUCUAACAAUCGUAUUUCUUGUCCAACUCUCUAUGAACCUCAAUGCCUCCUUAUAUGCGGAUGGGCAGAACGGUAUCAUCAGGGACUUUGGCGUGAGCCCGCAGGCCGCGGUCAGUGGAGCGGCCAUAUUUCUUGUGUUAUAUGCGUUUGGAUGUGAGCUUUGGGCACCGUGGUCCGAAGAAUUUGGGAGAAGGCCUGUGCUACAGGGAUCACUUCUCCUUGUCAAUAUAUGUUGUAUCCCUGUCGCCCUUGCCAAGCGAACUCGAAAUUUCCCGGCUAUCCUUAUCGGGCGUGCCUUUGGUGGGCUCUUUUCCGCGGGUGGAAGCGUCACGUUAGGGAUAGUUGCCGAUAUGUUUGCUUUAGACCACCAAGAACAUCCACUCGCGUUUAUUGUUCUGUCUUCGGUUGGUGGUUCUAUUAUCGGGCCUAUCAUUGGCGGAUUCAUCGAGGAGUAUUUGGAUUGGACCUGGACAAUUUGGAUUCAACUGAUCUUUGGAGUUUUUGUUCAGUUGUUACACUACUUCCUUGUUAAUGAAACCCGCUCCAGUGUGCUACUCGACCGGCACGCCAAGGCCACGCGUGAAUCGACGUUGGGCGAGACCCAAGAAUCCCAAGCGUCCCAGGAGAAGCCGAACGUCUUCGGGCCUAAUGAAGCCAAGACUUGGAGAGAGUACCUAGUUCCUAAGGAAUUGUGGUCUUUAUGGACGCGCCCUUUCCAGAUGUUUGUCAAGGAAAUGAUCGUCCUGGUGCUGUCAACUCUCUCGGGCUUCAGCGACGCCUUGAUAUUUAUGCAAAUCCAGUCGUUCGGUCGCGUCUUUGGAGUAUGGGGAUUUUCUAACAUCGAAGUAGGACUUGCUUUCAUUCCAAUUGGUCUCGCCUAUGUGCUUGGAUAUCUGCUCUUCAUCCCGGUAAUCCAUCGUAACCGAGCGCUCAGGCUAAACAAUCCGCUUAGUGAGCAUGCUCAAUACGAGUCUCGGCUUUGGUGGCUACUAUAUACUGCGCCAUGCCUACCUGUCGGAUUGUUGAUCUUCGCCUGGACGAGCACGCCCGCGGUACAUUGGAUUGCCCCGAUGAUCGGCUGUAUAUUCAUCGGCGUUGCUAACUAUACCAUCUACAUGACUACCAUCGACUACAUGGUAGCUGCCUAUGGUCCCUAUUCGGCUUCUGCAACUGGUGGGAACGGUUUCGCUCGGGACUUCCUCGCUGGGAUGUUAACGUGGGCUGCGGCGCCGUACUACAAUUCGUUCUCGUUCGAACAUGGUCUUCAAACAGCCAAUUCGAUACUUGCUGGUAUCAGCUUGCUCUUCGUCGCCGCAACAUUCGUUAUCUACUUCAAGGGUCCCUCUAUACGUAAAUGUUCACCGUUUGCUCAGUCUCUUGGUCGAAACAUAGGUGCUGCUACUAUACAGGUCCCUCCCACUACCACAAUUUAA